AUGUCAAAGACUGGACAUGCUAGAGAAGAUGCAGAAGCUUAUGCCCAAGAAUUGAACAGAAAAAGGAUACUCCAAAUGACUGAGGAUGAGAAAGAUGAAAAUAACGAAAAUGGAUCCGAUAAAAUAGCUUUUGGAGCAGCCGGGCAUUAUGACACAGACGUUUAUGGCAGUGUACGCGGAAACAGAAGCGGUAAAUACCUUGACUCAAUCAAUACAGCAGACGAAGAUGAUAUUGAUGAGGAUACUAUUGCCCCAAUGCCGAAAAAGGCAAUUAAUGCCCCAGCGAAAUUCAUACAUGAAGCUUCCCACACUGGUGCUGAUGAAAGCGAUCCAUUUGCUGAAACACGAACAAAGACAAUCAUAGAGCGACAAGCAUCCAAAUAUGCAGAACGUGCUCGGCAUAGAGCAAUUUCACCGGACAGAAUUGAUGCGUUCAUUGACCAAACGCCCGAUCAAAGAGACCGUGGCUAUGCAGAGAUUAUGAAAGAGCAGAAGUACAAAGAAGAAAAGGGAAAGGUUGAAAAAGAGCUCGCAGACCGUCAUAAGGCAGGCGAACUGCAGUCAGUUGCUGCACCCGAGCGCAAGAAAGGAAGGUGGGAUGAGACUCCUAAUCGAGAGGUUCUCGGUGCAGGAUCUGCCACGCCCUCUGAUGCAACUCCCGGCGCUGCUCCACGAAAACGAUUGGGAAUAUCAAGUAUUAGCGCUGAUGCUGCCACACCACACGUGGCUCGAUGGGAAGAAACUCCUGCUCACGCUAAUGCUACUGAUGCCACACCCUCUAUAAACAGGUUUGACUCCACUCCCUCAACACAAACUCCAAGAAGAAAUCGGUGGGAUGAAACGCCUCGAGAGAGUGUCCGCGAUGCAGGAGGUAUGACUCCCGGCUGGGGAAUGGAUACUCCUGCACGUGCAACAGAUGAUGUUAAGGUCGAAGAUACACCGUCUGCCUCCAAGCGACGUUCUCGAUGGGACUUAACACCUUCGCAAACGCCAGCAGCUGGUUCUGUAACUCCACAAGCUGGUGCAGUAACGCCAUCUUUCACCCCUAGUCACGGAAGCACACCUGCCGGAGCAUUAACCCCAGGAGGAGCAACUCCACUUGGAACACCGGCAAUGGUCAUGAAGACUCCCGCAGUGGCAGUACCAAUGACACCUGAUCAAAUGAAAAAUUUCCUAUGGGAGAAGGAGAUUGAUGACCGUAAUCGUUCACUAACAGACGAAGAGCUAGACGCACUGUUUCCGCCUGGAUAUAAGAUUCUUCCUCCUCCUGCUGGGUACAUGCCUUUGAGGACCCCAUCGAGGAAACUUUUGGCAACGCCUACUCCUCUUGGUGGUAUUGCAGCGGGUGGUUUCUUCAUGCAAGGCACUCCAGAAAGAGAAGGACUCGGUGUUGGUGGGAUUCUCGACACGCAACCAAAAAAUCAGGAUCUCCCUCCAUUGAAGCCGGACGACAUGCAAUACUUUGACAAAUUGUUGAUGGAUGUAGACGAAAGCACACUAACGAAGGAAGAGUUGAAUGAACGCGAAAUCAUGACCCACUUGCUGAAAAUCAAGAACGGUUUGCCACCGCAAAGGAAAAGUGGUCUCCGAAAGAUUACCGAAAAUGCGAGGAAAUAUGGCGCCGGACCUCUAUUCAACCAGAUUCUUCCACUCUUGAUGUCUCCUUCUCUAGAAGACCAGGAGCGUCAUUUAAUGGUUAAGGUAAUCGAUCGUAUACUCUACAAGUUAGAUGACCUCGUUCGUCCAUAUGUCCACAAGAUUCUUGUGGUGAUUGAGCCUCUUCUCAUUGAUGAAGAUUACUAUGCAAGAGUUGAAGGUCGUGAAAUUAUAUCCAACUUGGCCAAAGCAGCUGGGUUGGCAACCAUGAUUUCUACGAUGAGACCCGAUAUUGACAACGUGGAUGAGUACGUGCGAAACACUACAGCGCGUGCUUUUGCUGUAGUCGCAUCCGCUUUGGGUAUACCUGCAUUGCUUCCUUUCUUGAAAGCUGUCUGUAAGAGCAGAAAAAGUUGGCAAGCGAGACAUACUGGAAUAAAAAUUGUGCAACAAAUGGCUAUUCUUAUGGGUUGUGCAGUGCUUCCCCAUCUCAAAGCCCUUGUUGAGAUCGUUGAAGGUGGAUUGGAAGAUGAACAGCAGAAGGUACGUACAAUCACAGCUUUGUGUCUUGCCGCUCUUGCCGAGGCUGCUACACCAUAUGGUAUCGAAGCUUUCGACUCCGUGCUAAAACCUCUUUGGAAGGGUAUCCGUAUGCAUCGUGGAAAAGGUCUAGCCGCAUUCCUCAAAGCGAUUGGUUAUCUAAUUCCUCUUAUGGAUGCCGAAUACGCAUCUUACUAUACCAAGGAAGUGAUGCUUAUUCUCAUAAGGGAGUUCGCUUCACCUGAUGAGGAAAUGAAGAAGAUUGUGCUGAAGGUAGUAAAACAAUGUUGUGCUACCGAUGGUGUUGAAGCACCUUACAUUCGGGACGAAAUUUUGCCACAUUUCUUCAAAGCGUUCUGGACGCAACGAAUGGCAAUGGAUAGAAGGAACUACAGGCAACUUGUGGACACCACCGUUGAAAUGGCACAGAAGGUAGGUAGCGCAGAAAUGAUUGCGAGGAUUGUGGACGAUUUGAAAGAUGAAAAUGAACAAUACAGGAAAAUGGUUAUGGAGACCGUAGAGAACAUAGUUGCAUUGCAAGGUGCGAACGAAAUCGAUUCUCGUCUCGAAGAGCAAUUGAUUGACGGUAUUCUUUAUGCCUUCCAAGAGCAAACACAAGAAGAUGCUGUUAUGCUUGAUGGUUUCGGUACGGUCUGUAAAGGCCUGGGAAGGCGAACAAAACCAUAUCUCCCACAAAUUUGUGGUACAAUUUUGUGGCGUUUGAACAAUAAGUCCGCCAAAGUGCGACAACAAGCCGCUGAUCUUAUUGCCCGAGUUGCUCCUGUUAUGCACAUCUGUGAAGAGGAAAAACUGAUGGGCCAUUUGGGUGUCGUUUUGUACGAGUAUCUUGGAGAAGAGUACCCUGAGGUUCUUGGAUCAAUUCUUGGUGCGUUGAAAUCAAUUUGUAAUGUGAUCGGUAUGACAAAAAUGACUCCUCCCAUCAAGGAUCUUUUGCCGAGGUUGACUCCAAUUCUGAAAAAUCGUCACGAAAAGGUACAAGAGAACUGCAUUGACCUGGUAGGCGCAAUUGCUGAUCGUGGUUCCGAAUUUGUGUCUGCCCGAGAAUGGAUGCGUAUUUGUUUCGAACUUCUCGAAUUGCUCAAAGCCCACAAAAAGAGUAUUCGUAGGGCUGCGAUCAACACCUUUGGAUUCAUCGCGAAGGCGAUUGGUCCCCAUGAUGUCCUCGCAACACUGUUGAACAACUUGAAAGUUCAAGAAAGGCAGCUACGUGUCUGUACUACAGUAGCUAUAGCUAUUGUAGCGGAAACUUGUGCUCCUUUCACCGUACUACCAGCAAUCAUGAAUGAGUACCGUGUACCGGAAAUGAAUGUUCAGAACGGAGUGCUCAAGGCUUUAUCGUUUAUGUUUGAGUAUAUCGGUGAAAUGGCAAAGGAUUACAUUUAUGCCGUAACACCAUUGCUGGUCGAUGCCAUGAUGGAGCGGGAUCAAGUACAUCGGCAGAUUGCGAUUGAUGCAGUUGCUCAUCUUUCCCUCGGUGUUUAUGGUUUUGGUUGUGAGGAUGCAUUGUUGCACCUUCUGAAUUACGUUUGGCCUAAUAUGUUGGAAAACUCUCCCCAUCUCAUUCAGCGUUACAUUUUUGCUUGUGAAGGAAUGCGUGUCUCACUUGGUCCUAUCAAGGUUUUACAAUACUGCUUGCAAGCUCUGUGGCAUCCAGCGCGUAAAGUGAGAGAACCUGUUUGGAAGGUUUACAACAAUUUGAUCCUUGGCUCCCAGGACGCCCUCGUUGCCGGUUAUCCACGUAUUGAAGAUACGGAAAAGCACACAUUUGUACGAUACGAGUUAGAUUACACCUUAUAA
Molecule: messenger RNA, 3954 nt
Organism: Haemonchus placei
Lineage: Eukaryota; Metazoa; Nematoda; Chromadorea; Rhabditida; Trichostrongylidae
Source: the annotation of a GenBank genome assembly